Molecule: messenger RNA, 856 nt
Organism: Vollenhovia emeryi
Lineage: Eukaryota; Metazoa; Arthropoda; Insecta; Hymenoptera; Formicidae
Product: THAP domain-containing protein 2-like
Exons: 5
Coding region: 52-741 (229 amino acids)
Molecular function (GO): sequence-specific DNA binding
Source: RefSeq, a predicted model, not a curated record
CCCCUGACAUCGACUCUUUCCGGUGAGAUUCGGAAAUAUAAAAGUGCAAAAAUGAGCUUUUGUGUUGUUUACAAGUGCAAAAAUCGACACACUAAGAAAAAUGCAGAACAAAUAGAGAUGGAAAAAAUUCUACAUCGGAAAAUUUCAUAUCAUUUAUUUCCUAAAGAUAUAGAAAGACGACAGAAAUGGCUUAAAGCCUUACAGUUAGAAAAUUAUGAACCUAAAAAGUCAGCUGCAGUUUGUUCCAGUCAUUUUAAAGAUACAGACUAUGAGAUAAAUCAUGCAAAUCGCAAGUUAAAAAAAGAUGCUGUUCCACAUUUACUGAAAACGGAAAUCCAAUCUGUAAAGCAGAUUGAUUCACAAUACCAAGAUAUCACUUCUGUUGAAAAAAAAAUAAAUAUUGAACCUGACAAAAAUAAUGAAGAUAUACAACUAAAUAUUGAAAAUACUAAGGACAACAAUACAAUGGACACAUGUUCAUAUAACACUCGAAUGGUGCACCGUUCCACUAGUAUAUCUCCUGAAAGAAUUAUAAAUUCGCCAAUUAAAACUGGAAUUCGAGAAGUAUAUAGAACUAAAAUUAAAACUAUAAAAAGAAGGCUAUCUAUAAGUCGCUAUGAACACAAGAAAACACAAAAGAAACUAUGCACACUAAAGAAUGUGUUAAAGGAUUUGGAGAAACGGAAUCUAUUAACAGCAGAGGAAAGUGAUAUUCUGCAACAUUUAGAUACAGGUACCUAAGAAUACACAUUAACACAUUAUGUACAAAAUGUAGAAAUAAGUGAUAGACAUAAGUUUACUAAGUUAAUAUUGUUCAAAAAGGCCAAUAAAAAUCAAUAAAAAUAAUGAAACACUG